AUGAAUAGUCACUCUCGACUGUCGUCAAUUCUGCAACUCUUUCUAUCCUCCCCGCCUGAUUCAGGAAACCGGAGCUCAUACACAAUGGCCCCUGUAGACAUUCAGCAAUAUGACUAUAUUGUCCUUGGCGGUGGUAGCGGAGGUAGUGGGGGAGCUCGUCGUGCAGCUGGCCGCUACGGCGCAAAGUCCCUGAUUGUGGAAAGUGGCAGGGCUGGGGGAACCUGUGUUAAUGUUGGCUGUAUUCCAAAGAAGAUGACUUGGAACUACGCCAAUAUGCAAGAGAUGAUAGACAUUUUCCAGUACUACGGAUACGAACUUCCCGGAGGCGUCAAGGCCGACUACAACAAAUUCAAGAACACCCGCGACGCCGUGAUCAAACGCCUAAAUGGUACCUACGAGCGCAACUGGGCCGGUGAAGGCAUUGACUUUGUCCGGGGCCGCGCCCGCUUCAUUGAGCCUAAAGUGAUUGAGGUUCAGCAGCAAGAUGGCACCGUCGCCCGCUACACCUCUCCUCACAUUCUUAUCGCUACCGGUGGGCAUCCUAACAUCCCUAACAUCCCUGGUGCCGAGAAUGGUAUCACAAGCGACGGCUUCUUCGAGCUGGAGGACUUCCCACCCAAAAUUGCCGUUGUUGGUGCUGGCUACAUUGCCGUCGAGUUGGUUGGUGUGCUGAACGCCGUCAAUGUCGAAACCCAUUUAUUUAUUCGGGGAGACAAAUUCCUGCGUAAAUUCGACCCCAUGAUCCAGAAUACCAUGACUGAUCGGUAUGAGGCUGCUGGUGUUCAUAUACACCGUAACCACACUGGUUUCAAGGAGAUUCAGCUUGUUCGCGAUGGAAAAGGGAAGGAUCGUUUGAUCAAGCUUGUCGGUCAUGAUGGCGUUGAGUACGAGGUCAACGAGCUUCUGUGGGCUGUUGGACGCACUCCAGAGCUCGAGGAUUUAUGCCUUCAUAUCCCUGGCGUGAAGGUUAACACCAGUGGCCACGUUGUCGUUGACGAGUAUCAGAAUACUUCCGCUGAGGGCAUCUAUGCUCUUGGGGAUGUGACCGGCCAGGCUGAUCUUACCCCCGUCGCUAUUAGGGCCGGCCGCACUCUCAGCGACCGAAUCUUUGGCCCUUCUGAGCACAAGUCCUCUAAGGUCUCAUACGAGAAUAUCCCGACAGUCGUUUUCUCACACCCCGAGGUCGGCACAAUUGGCCUCACCGAGCCCGAAGCGCGCCAGAAAUAUGGUAAUGACGAGAUCAAGGUGUACCACACGAAGUUCACGGCAUUGUACUACGAUGUCGGCCUGCCUCCCGAGGGAAAGGCUAAGUACCCGACUGAGAUGAAGCUCAUCUGUGCCGGUCAUGAAGAGAAGGUCGUGGGCUUACAUAUCCUUGGUAUUGGCGUUAGCGAGAUGCUGCAGGGGUUCGGCGUUGCUGUCAAGAUGGGUGCCACCAAGGAGGACUUUGGUCGUUGUAUUGCUAUUCACCCUACUUCCGCUGAGGAGCUCGUUACCAUGCAGUAA
This is a messenger RNA of Penicillium bovifimosum, 1506 nucleotides long. Its product is annotated as Glutathione reductase. The record is from RefSeq and is a predicted model, not a curated record. Gene Ontology annotation, cellular component: cytosol; mitochondrion. The transcript is spliced from 3 exons. Gene Ontology annotation, biological process: cell redox homeostasis; glutathione metabolic process; cellular response to oxidative stress. The coding region runs from base 1 to 1506 and encodes 501 amino acids. NCBI's taxonomy places the organism in Eukaryota, Fungi, Ascomycota, Eurotiomycetes, Eurotiales, Aspergillaceae. Gene Ontology annotation, molecular function: NADP binding; glutathione-disulfide reductase (NADPH) activity; flavin adenine dinucleotide binding.